This is a messenger RNA of Pseudomassariella vexata, 1272 nucleotides long. RefSeq names its product GPI transamidase-like protein component PIG-U. Lineage: Eukaryota; Fungi; Ascomycota; Sordariomycetes; Amphisphaeriales; Pseudomassariaceae. Gene Ontology annotation, biological process: attachment of GPI anchor to protein; protein localization to cell surface. The transcript has 2 exons. Gene Ontology annotation, cellular component: membrane; GPI-anchor transamidase complex. Bases 1 to 1272 code for a protein of 423 amino acids. The record is from RefSeq and is a predicted model, not a curated record.
AUGAGCUUCCAGGCGGCAACCGGGACAACCCGUCUCUAUGUUGCCGCUGCCGCUCUUCGUCUGAUACUAUUCACGGCUUUCCCAGGCCUUCCCGACUUGCUUACUGGCCGCGUUGAGAUUUCAACACCCGUGACGAGUUUCAAGAGAUUACAAGAAGGUCUCUUUCUAUAUAACCACAAUGUCUCCCCAUACGACGGUGGGGUCUACCACCAGGCGCCACUACUACUACCACUAUUCUCCCUCCUGCCAGACCCGUCGACUUAUCCCAUCUUUGCAUAUAUACUCUACAUAGUCGUCGAUCUCCUCAGCGCCAAUGCUUUAUACACGAUCGCCGAAUCUGGAGAGGGCGGCUCGUCGCGACUGUUCAGCUCGCCGCGCAAGGACAGGAAGUGGAGUGGCUUCAUCGUUGCUGCCGUCUUCCUCUUCAACCCUUUCACCAUCGCAACAUGUAUAGCACGUCCAACGAGCGUCUUCUCCACCUGCGCAAUAUUACACGCCAUCGCGAAGGCCAUCGAGGGUAACCCUAUUACCUCGAUGCUGUCGCUGUCCUUUGCCGCAUACCUAUCCAUGUACCCCUUACUUUUGCUGCCACCGUUGGUUCUCCUCGCCUAUGACCGGCAAUAUACAUCAAAGGCCGGCUCCUAUCUACUGCAAUUUGCAGGCACCAACGUGUUGGCCUUCACCGCCAGUGUCACAUUCCUCUUCCUCUCUUCGUUUGCCCUCACGGGGUCCUGGGAAUUCUUCCCCUCGACAUAUGGCAUACAGCUGACCUUGACGGAUCUAACGCCCAAUGUUGGUUUGUGGUGGUACUUUUUCACCGAGAUGUUCGACAGCUUCCGAUCCUUCUUUCUGGGUGUCUUCUGGCUGCACCUGUCAUCGUACACAGCAGCCUUGAGCAUCCGGAUUCGGCGUCAGCCCCUGGCGGUACUGACUCUUCUACUCGGUAUCUUCGCCAUCUUCAAACCUUACCCGAGCAUUGCCGACACGUCACUGUUCCUCGGCUUGGUACCAUGCUUCCGUCACGUGUUCCCGCUGCUACGCUACAGUUUCUUGGCGGCAUCAGUUGUGUUAUACUCCACCUUCCUUGGUCCGGCAUUUUACCACCUGUGGAUCUACGCCGGCAGUGGCAAUGCGAAUUUCUUCUAUGCCAUCACGUUGGUGUGGAGUCUGGGCCAGAGCCUGCUGGUCAGCGACGUGGCGUUUGCGGUACUGAGGGACGAGUGGGAAGUCGAGCGGCCCGAGAUGAGGUGUAAAGAGAUCAGACAGAUAUAG